Prorocentrum cordatum is the source of this 435-nucleotide messenger RNA. The record is from the annotation of a GenBank genome assembly. Lineage: Eukaryota; Dinophyceae; Prorocentrales; Prorocentraceae.
GAGGUGACCCGCGGAGGAGGCGAUGGGCGGCCCGCCGAUGCGCCGCCCGCCUGGCCCGCCGCGGAGGCCAGCCGGCCUCCUGCGGCUGUGCUGCUGCUUGUGGGCGCUGCGGCCCGCCGACGCCCGCGGGCGCAGGCUGCUGAGCACGGCCGACAGCGGGGGGACGGUGCGCGGCGACUAUGGGUUCCUCACCCGUUUCAACGUGACUGAAGACGAGGCUCGGCAGAUGGUGCGGCAGAUGAGGGACGAUUUCGGGAUCAUGGAGUUCCAGUUCUAUGACGCCUUCGAGGGCUACUCCAGGCCUCCCGACCCCAGCCUUGACACCUGGCAGUGCGCCAGCCGGGGCGCGACCGUGAGCCGCGGUGUGCUCAGGGCGUACACGGAGGAGAUCAGGCGGCUCGGGGGGCGCUCCUGGCUGGCGGUGCAGGCGACGGG